ACAAGACUAAACUUUCCAGUAGUAAAAUACCAACAGCUUCUGCAUAACACAAGGGAGAGAGGGCAGGAGAGCGGGCAAAGAGCUCUGUGUCUCCUGUAUUACUAAAGCCAGCACCUGGAAUCACACUCUCCAGAUGGGAAUGGACCCCAGCAGCAGGAUGCCUCCUGCCUCCUUUCUCCCCAUGACUGUUGUUUUCCUUCUCAUUUCUGGAGUUUUUCCAGAAUCCUGUAAAGGAAUUAUAGGAGGAAAUGAGGUACCACCUCAUGCCAGACGCUACAUGGCUCUAAUCAAAGGGCUGGGAAUCUGCGCAGGGGCUUUGAUCAACGAAAACUGGGUCCUGACCGCUGCUCACUGUGACCUGAGAGGCAAGCCUCAAAUUAUCCUUGGUGCCCACUCUGCAUCACAGGAAGAGAAACUUGAACAGAUGUUUUCCAUUAAAAGGGCAAUUUCCUACCCAUGCUAUGAUCCUGAGACAUUUCACGGCGAUCUUAAACUCCUUCAGCUGGAUGGUAAAGCAGCUAUAACCAAGGCUGUGGGAAUACUUCACCUCCCCAAAAGAGGAGAGGAUGUGAAACCCCACACCAAGUGUCAUGUGGCCGGAUGGGGGAGCACCAAAAGAGAUUCUUGCAAGGUUUCCAACAUCUUGAGAGAAGUCAACCUCACUGUGAUUGACCGGAGAGUCUGCAACAAUCCAGAGCAUUACGAUUUCAAACAGUUGGUGGACAACAGUAUGCUCUGUGCUGGCGGCAGGCAAGGGGAAGACGAUUCGUGCAGUGGGGAUUCUGGAAGCCCUCUGAUAUGUAAUAACAUUUUCAGGGGUGUCACUUCCUUUGGGAAAUGUGGUGACCCCAAGAAACCUGGUGUCUACAUUCUCCUUACAAACAAAUAUCUCAACUGGAUACAGAAAACCAUUGCAGGAGCCAUGUGACACCAUUCCUUGGAAGCAGACCCCCGAGGUUACCACUUGAAGAGAUCAAGCAAAGGGGCCUGAAAUGUCACCUAUGCCAAGAAGCACUUGCCAGCCUUCCUAACUGCUCUACCCACAGCCUGUCUAACAUGAUCACCAGCCACAUGCUUGCCCUGCUUUGUCAGUCACGAAGACUGCAACUUCGCAUUUACCUCCCUCUGUGACAAGAGCGAGCCCUGAGAAGAGGGGCCUCGGUUCAGAAUCACUUUGCUUUGCUCAGAAAGUAGGGGCUGAUGCUAUUUAAAAGAAACCAAUCCUGGGGAAAAGCCAAAAUAUUCUCGGCUCUCCUAAAUACAGUCCCAAAUACCUGUGA
Mesocricetus auratus (golden hamster) is the source of this 1280-nucleotide messenger RNA. RefSeq names its product granzyme A. Gene Ontology annotation, biological process: positive regulation of apoptotic process; negative regulation of oxidoreductase activity; proteolysis. The record is from RefSeq and is a predicted model, not a curated record. Gene Ontology annotation, molecular function: serine-type endopeptidase activity. The coding region runs from base 134 to 928 and encodes 264 amino acids. The transcript has 5 exons. NCBI's taxonomy places the organism in Eukaryota, Metazoa, Chordata, Mammalia, Rodentia, Cricetidae.